This is a messenger RNA of Salvia hispanica, 1330 nucleotides long. Its product is annotated as Leucine-rich repeat (LRR) family protein. Gene Ontology annotation, molecular function: protein binding. The record is from RefSeq and is a predicted model, not a curated record. Lineage: Eukaryota; Viridiplantae; Streptophyta; Magnoliopsida; Lamiales; Lamiaceae.
AAAUGAAAAUCCCAUCACCAUUACUACUAAUCACCCUCACACUAAUCCUCUCCAUCACUAAUCCAUCUCACCAACAAAAACCCUACUUCCCAAACCCUAGACUCUCCAAUGCCUUGAUAGCCCUCCAAGCUUGGAAGCACACCAUCACCGAUGACCCCAAAAACAUCACCGCCACGUGGCACGGCCACGACGUCUGCUCCUACACCGGCGUCUACUGCGCCCCCGCCCCCGACGACCCCCACACCACCACCGUGGCCGGCAUCGACCUCAACCACGCCCGACUCUCCGGCACGCUCCCCGAGGAGCUCGGCCUACUAACCGACCUCGCGGUCUUCCACCUCAACUCCAACCGCUUCAAGGGCACCCUCCCCGCCUCCUUCCGCCACCUCCGCCUCCUCUACGAGCUCGACGUCAGCAACAACUUACUUUCCGGCGACUUUCCGGCGGUCGUCCUCUGCCUCCCGGAGCUCAAAUUCCUCGACCUCCGGUACAACAAAUUCUCCGGCGACGUCCCCGACGAGCUAUUCGACCUGAAACUCGACGCGCUCUUCAUAAACAACAACCGCUUCAAGCUCAACCUGCCGAAAAACCUCGGGAACUCGACGGUUUCCGUGUUGGUCAUCGCGAACAACGACAUCCGGGGGUGCCUGCCCGCGGGGAUCGGGAAGAUGGCGGCGACGCUGAACGAGAUAAUCCUGAUGAACGCCGGCCUCCGCGGCUGCUUGCCGGAGGAGAUCGGGGAGCUGACGAAGCUGACGGUUUUCGACGUGAGCGAGAACGACCUCGUCGGGAGCCUGCCGGAGUCGAUGGGGAAGAUGAAGAGCCUCGAGCAGCUCAACGUCGCCGGAAACAGGCUCUCCGGCCAGAUUCCGGCGAGCAUCUGCACGCUGCCGCGCCUCGAGAACUUCACUUACUCCGAUAACUACUUCUGCGGCGAGGAUCACUCUUGCUUGAAGCUCAAGGAUAAAGAUGACACCAAAAAUUGCAUUCCUUAUCGACCUAAGCAACGCUCUUCACAAGAAUGUCAUGAUUUCUAUUCACACCCCGUCGAUUGCGGCUCCUUUGGCUGCUCACGGCGAAGUCCUCCGCCACCUCCUCCUCCGCCGCCGCCACCGCCGCCACACCACUACUAAUCUACUAUCUAUGAUCACUUUUUUUUUUACUGUUUUUUACUUUUUUAUGAAUAAUUUGACAAGAAAAGAAGAAACAAUAACGUGAUUAUUGGAAUGUUAAAUUGUUAAUCAUUUGUGACAUGUAAGAUAUGAUUGAUUUGGACCAUUUGGUUUAAUUGUGAUACUACCAAUUUUGUGUUGGUGAGUGAUGUUUGCAA